AUGAAUAGCGAAGUAAAAUUACCCUUUGUUCCAUUGGUUAGUGAAACUGGGUUUCCAGGAGCCAUUGGAAACACUCCAUUAUUGAGAUUGCCAAGGAUAUCCGAUACCGUUGGAAGAAACAUUUACGCCAAAGCAGAGUUUAUGAACCCUGGAGGAUCUAUUAAAGAUCGAGCUGCACUCUAUGUGAUCAAGGAUGCAGAAGAAAAAGGACUCAUCAAGCCAGGUGGGACUGUUGUUGAAGGAACUGCCGGUAACACUGGUAUCGGGUUAGCACAUGUUUGUCGAGCAAGGGGCUACAAGUGUGUCAUUUACAUGCCCAACACCCAAUCAAAGAACAAAAUUGAGACUUUGAGAUUGUUGGGUGCCGAAGUGUAUCCGGUCCCAGCAGUUGCAUUCACUGAUCCACAAAAUUACAACCAUCAAGCCAAGAGACAUGCUGAGAGUUUGGACAAUGCCGUUUGGACCAACCAAUUCGACAAUGUUGCCAAUAGACAAGCUCACAUUGAAACUACGGGACCAGAAAUAUGGGCCCAAUUGGAUGGAAAAGUUGACGCAUUUACAUGCUCUACUGGUACUGGAGGCACGUUUGCUGGGACAUCUAGAUAUUUGAAAACAAUAAGCGAAGGCAAAACCAAGUGUAUUCUCGCAGAUCCACCAGGAUCAGUCCUUUACUCUUACAUCAAGUCCAAUGGAAAAGAAAUGGAGAGAGGCGGAUCAUCUUUCACCGAGGGUAUUGGUCAAGGUAGAGUGACUGAUAAUUUGAAACCAGAUAUAGAAAUUGUCGAUGAUGCCGUCAAGAUCCCCGAUGAGGAUUCAAUUGCCAUGCUCUAUAGGUUGUUGGAUGAGGAAGGAUUGUACUUGGGAGGCACUGGUGCAUUGAAUGUUGUUGCAGCUGUUGAAGUUGCUAAAACAUUACCAGAAGGAAGUAACGUGGUGACAAUUUUGGCUGAUUCUGCGCACAAAUACAGUGACAGAAUUUUCUCAAAGUCUUGGUUGAAAGAGAAAGGGUUGUUUGAUGCUAUUCCAGACCAUUUGAAAAAGUAUGCUGUUUUGGAGUAA
Molecule: messenger RNA, 1059 nt
Organism: Lodderomyces theae
Lineage: Eukaryota; Fungi; Ascomycota; Pichiomycetes; Serinales; Debaryomycetaceae
Exons: 1
Coding region: 1-1059 (352 amino acids)
Cellular component (GO): cytoplasm
Molecular function (GO): pyridoxal phosphate binding; cysteine synthase activity
Source: RefSeq, a predicted model, not a curated record